AGGGGAGGGAAGCGGGUGGCGGCGGCGGCGGCGGCGGCGGCAGGGGAGGCGUCGUUAUUUCCGCGGUCUGCUCGGUGCGUGGCGGCGCGGGUGGCCACUGGAGUGGUAGGUAGGGACCGCCCGUGCGGAGCCAUUAAGACUUCCUGUCUCCCGUGUCUGAGCGCUCAGACCCCGCUCUUGUAGCAGAUCCUGGGGACGCCAGGUCACCCUGCGGCCCCGGCCCUACCGCCGCGCCUCAGCCGCAAACUCAGAAGAGCUGGGCUGAAGCACUGGGGCAUCAUGGUUAUGAAAGCGUCCGUGGAAGACGAUGAUUCAGGAUGGGAGCUCAGUAUACCCGAAAAGAUGGAAAAGAGCAGUGCGAACUGGGUGGACAUCACUCAAGAUUUUGAAGACGCUUGUCGAGAAUUAAAGUUGGGAGAACUGCUUCAUGAUAAGCUAUUUGGUCUUUUUGAAGCCAUGUCUGCCAUUGAAAUGAUGGAUCCCAAGAUGGAUGCUGGCAUGAUUGGAAACCAAGUUAAUCGAAAAGUUCUCAAUUUUGAACAAGCUAUCAAGGAUGGUACCAUUAAAAUUAAAGACCUCACCUUGCCGGAAUUGAUAGGGAUAAUGGAUACGUGUUUUUGCUGUUUGAUAACAUGGUUAGAAGGCCACUCCUUGGCACAGACAGUCUUUACAUGUCUUUAUAUUCAUAAUCCAGACUUUAUAGAAGAUCCUGCCAUGAAAGCUUUUGCUCUUGGAAUCUUGAAAAUCUGUGACAUUGCAAGGGAAAAAGUAAAUAAAGCUGCUGUAUUUGAAGAGGAAGACUUUCAGUCAAUGACUUACGGAUUUAAAAUGGCUAACAGUGUGACAGAUCUUCGAGUUACAGGCAUGCUAAAAGAUGUGGAGGAUGAUAUGCAAAGAAGAGUAAAGAGUACUCGAAGUCGACAAGGAGAAGAAAGAGAUCCAGAAGUUGAACUAGAACACCAACAGUGUUUAGCAGUAUUCAGCAGGAUGAAAUUUACUCGAGUGUUACUGACUGUGCUUAUAGCCUUUACUAAGAAAGAGACCAGUGCUGUUGCAGAAGCUCAAAAAUUGAUGGUUCAAGCAGCAGAUCUUCUUUCUGCCAUUCAUAAUUCAUUGCAUCAUGGCAUCCAGGCCCAGAAUGAUACUACAAAAGGAGAUCAUCCAAUUAUGAUGGGCUUUGAGCCUCUGGUUAACCAGAGGCUACUUCCACCUACCUUCCCUCGAUAUGCAAAAAUAAUUAAAAAGGAAGAAAUGGUCAACUAUUUUGCAAGAUUAAUAGAUAGAAUAAAAACUGUCUGUGAGGUGGUCAAUUUAACAAAUUUACAUUGUAUCCUGGAUUUUUUCUGUGAGUUUAGUGAACAAUCACCUUGUGUUCUUUCAAGAUCUCUAUUACAAACCACUUUCUUGGUGGAUAACAAAAAGGUCUUUGGAACUCACCUCAUGCAAGACAUGGUAAAGGAUGCACUUCGGUCUUUUGUCAGUCCUCCAGUGCUUUCCCCAAAGUGCUGCCUAUAUAAUAAUCACCAGGCUAAGGAUUGUAUUGAUUCCUUUGUUACUCACUGUGUUCGGCCUUUCUGUAGUCUUAUUCAGAUCCAUGGGCAUAAUAGGGCUCGACAGAGAGACAAGCUUGGUCAUAUUCUUGAGGAAUUUGCUACCUUGCAGGAUGAGGCAGAGAAGGUUGAUGCGGCUCUUCACACCAUGCUGUUGAAACAGGAACCCCAAAGGCAACAUUUGGCCUGUUUAGGUACCUGGGUCCUUUACCAUAACCUCAGAAUUAUGAUACAGUAUCUUCUCAGUGGCUUUGAAUUGGAGCUCUACAGCAUGCACGAGUACUACUACAUAUAUUGGUAUCUGUCUGAAUUCCUUUAUGCAUGGUUGAUGUCGACAUUAAGUCGUGCUGAUGGCUCUCAAAUGGCAGAGGAACGGAUAAUGGAAGAGCAGCAGAAGGGCCGUAGCAGUAAAAAGACAAAGAAAAAGAAGAAAGUUCGCCCUUUGAGCCGAGAAAUCACAAUGAGCCAGGCCUAUCAGAACAUGUGUGCUGGAAUGUUUAAGACCAUGGUAGCAUUUGACAUGGAUGGCAAAGUACGAAAACCCAAGUUUGAGCUUGAUAGUGAACAAGUUCGAUAUGAGCACAGAUUUGCUCCAUUCAACAGCGUAAUGACACCACCCCCAGUACACUAUCUGCAGUUCAAGGAAAUGUCUGACCUCAAUAAAUACAGCCCUCCCCCCCAGUCUCCAGAACUGUAUGUGGCAGCUAGCAAACACUUCCAGCAGGCCAAAAUGAUCCUGGAGAACCUCCCGAACCCUGACCACGAGGUCAAUAGAAUUUUAAAGGUUGCCAAACCCAAUUUUGUGGUUAUGAAGUUACUGGCAGGAGGACACAAAAAGGAAUCUAAGAUAGAUGUCAGCUUGUUUUCUAGUGAUCUUCAUAAACCCAGGUUCCUCCUGAAUUUGAUUUCUCUGCUCACAAAUAUUUUCCUGUUGUGAAACUUGUUUGAGACUGACAGGUGACGAUAAAGGGGUAAAAUCUACUUUCAGAUUCUACUUUUUAGGACCCACCCAUCAGUCUUACCAUAUAACAUGAAGUGAAAUGGAUUUCUUGGAUAACCACCCAUUAUAAGGAAUUCUUUUAAUUUGGCAGCCUUAUAUGAUGUGAAUGAAAACUGCUGUUUUAAAGUGGUUUAUUAUGUCCGUGGAUGAAACUGAUGUUGUUGAAUGCAUUGAUGAACGUUAUAUGGUCUUAUUACAGAUUUAAUCAUAAAUCAUUUUUUAUGAAUGACUGAGUGAAAAUAGUGUUUGUAAAGGUAAAUAAAUUUGACCAAAAUGUAUUACUGGAGAUAAGAGCUGAAGGUGUUUACUCUUUAACAUUUGAGUAAUUGAAACAACUUAUCUAAAAGAUGUUUCAAAUCAAGUGAUUUAGGCAAAAUACAUUUGAACGGGGCCUAGUCUAAGCUAUGUAGGGAGGCUAUUAUAUGGGCAUUAUGAUUCCAUGUCAUGACAUUAAAUUAUAUACCUGUAAGAAUGUAGAUGUUUUUAAAAAUGUCUUUAACUAUUACUUUGGUACUUUUAGAAGAUUAAAGCUUAGGCCAAGCCCCUUAAAAGUACUUAGCACUUUCAGUUGUAAUUUAAAUAGUUGUUCCUAUCUUCCCAACUGUAGUAUAAGCUUGAGGAAAGUGACAAUCUUUCUAGAACCUGCUCAUUCAAUUAAUGGAAUAUGGAAUUUUUAAAUGUGGCAUUGAGCUAUUCUGGGGUAAACUGAGUAGAGAAGGUAAAAAAGGUCACUAGGGCAGUAGGUUGACUGCCUUUUUUUAGUAAAAGAAACACUGAUGGUGGGAACAGGACGGAUAAAAGGUCAGAGGAAUUUGGAGUAGCAAGUUGGAGUCUGGUCCUUGCACUUAAACAGUUUGCUUCAGCUGAUAAAAGUUGAUUCAUUUGUCGGGUAUUUACAAAUCAAUCCAAGCACACAAGUUGGUAUAUCAGAUACAUCCAAAUCUUGAGAGUAGGGAAUCAGAACUGGUUGCUUUUGCUUAUAAGGAGCCAUAAAAUAAAACUUGAGAUGACUGAAUAUUUGUGUCAUCCUACAGCUGCCCAAAGAGUUUUAAAAUUGAUUUUGAAGAGAUGAAAUGACCUGAGAUACUGACCAGAAAGAUAAGGUUUUUUUCCUGUAGUCCUCUGCUAAUAAUGCCUUCCAUUUAAGAAGAGAAUUUAUCUGCUUUUGGAGGAUCAUGUAAAGUUAUUACACAACUCUGAAACCUUCUGUCUACAAUUCAAACAUUAAGCCAAGCUUAAAGGAAGGUGUUGUACUUUGUUUUGAUCACAGAUAUGUCAUCUGUUGAGUUCUAGAAUAAUUUUGUAAUGAGCCUAUCUCAAAAACCAGAGCAAGAUUGUCCUUUACAGGAAAACAAACAAAAAAAACAACCCUGUCAGUUGUAGGCUGCUGGUUGAAAUCACAGAACUACUUUUUUAAAUGGUACAAAAAUGUUCAGUGUUGAUAAUACAGCAGCUUUUUUGGAGAGAGA
This is a messenger RNA of Myotis myotis, 4019 nucleotides long. It is a transcript of the gene NAA35, whose product is annotated as N-alpha-acetyltransferase 35, NatC auxiliary subunit. NCBI's taxonomy places the organism in Eukaryota, Metazoa, Chordata, Mammalia, Chiroptera, Vespertilionidae. The transcript is spliced from 25 exons. Gene Ontology annotation, cellular component: NatC complex. The record is from RefSeq and is a predicted model, not a curated record. Gene Ontology annotation, biological process: N-terminal peptidyl-methionine acetylation. The coding region runs from base 280 to 2487 and encodes 735 amino acids.